This is a messenger RNA of Varanus komodoensis (Komodo dragon), 2870 nucleotides long. RefSeq names its product E3 ubiquitin-protein ligase TRIM11-like. The transcript is spliced from 6 exons. The coding region runs from base 1 to 1455 and encodes 484 amino acids. Gene Ontology annotation, molecular function: zinc ion binding; protein binding. The record is from RefSeq and is a predicted model, not a curated record. Lineage: Eukaryota; Metazoa; Chordata; Lepidosauria; Squamata; Varanidae.
AUGGCGGCCGCCAGCUCUACUAGGGCGCUGCACGAAGAGCUCUUCUGCCCCAUCUGCCUGGACUAUUUCACCGAGCCAGUAAUCCUCACCUGUCAGCACAACUUUUGCCGGACCUGCAUCAGCACGUCCUGUGCCGGUCUCGGCGGCAGCUUCGCUUGCCCUCAGUGCAAGGUGCGCUCGAGGCCGGGCGAGCUCCGGCCGAACACACAGCUGGGGAAGGUGGCCGAGCGGGCCAGGGAGAUGGCCUCGAUCCUGGACCCAUGCAGCGCGCCCCCGGGCCCAGCGCCGGCGGCAGCAGCAGGCGGGAGCGAUCGGUGGGACUGCCAGCAGGAGAUGUGCCAGAAGCACCAGGAAGUGCUGAAAUUAUUCUGCAUGGAAGACACAGCCUUGAUCUGCGUGGUUUGCGUCCGGUCCAAGGAGCACCGAGCCCACAUGGUGGUCCCCGUCGAGGAGGCGGCUGAGGAGUUCAAGGUUCAGGUUCAGCACCAUUUGGCCAUGUUGAAGAGAGAGAAGGACAGCAGAGAAAUACUUGCAGUAAACCAAGGGAAUAAACUGAAGAUGCUGUUGAGCCGUGUGGAAACUGAGAGGAACCGUGCUACCCAAAUGUUUCAGCAGCUGCAAAGGAACCUACAAGACAGGGAAAACCACAUCCUGCAGGGGUUCUCCCAAGUGACCAAAGACUUGAGGAAAAUGGAGGAGAAUAACAGAAAAGUCCACCAGGGGGCACCACUUCUACAAGAACGGAUCUUGGAACUGGAGGAAAAGUGUCAACAGCCCGAUACUGAAUUUCUGAAGGAUAUCGGGACCCUUUUGAACAGGUGUAAAAACUGGAACUUCCCCAAAUGGUCGCCAGUGCCCACCACAGAAUUGGAAGAGAGGAUUUCCUUUUUCUCCCAGAAGAAGACAGUUCUGUGGGAGCACAUGAGUGAGAUUCGAGAGAUCCUGACCUUGGAUCCCAAUUCAGCUCACCCCAGGCUUGCCAUUUCAGCUGACCGGAGGACUGCGAGCCGCCAGGAUGUGUGUCCAGCCCCCAGCAAAAUUUCACAGAGGUUCUAUCCCUCCUUCUGUGUUCUGGGCUCCGAGGGCUUCACCGGCGGCCGUCACCACUGGCUGGUUCAGCUGAAAGGCCGGUGUGGCUGGGCCCUGGGCGUUGCCCAUGAGUCUGUGAACAGGAAGAGGCCGGUGGUGCUCCAGCCGGCACACGGGGUUUGGGCGGUGGAGCUGGGCCCCUUCCAGCUUCACUCCUUCGCUGCACCCUCUGAGGCAGAAGCAGAGGUUCCACCACCCAAACUCCGCAAGACUCUCGUCAGCUUGGACUAUGAAGCAGGGCGCUUGGCCUUCUCUGACCCACAGAGCCCAGAACCUCUCUUCACCUUUAGGACUUCCUUCAAAGGGAAACUUUACCCAUUCUUUUGGCUGUGGUCCCCUGAAGCCUCCAUCACUCUGUGCCCCUGAGGGAAGCGGGAGAUGCAGCAGGUCGGGGUGGAGGAGGAGGCCGUGCCUGGGCUCCUCGUUCUGGCCCAAAGCAGCUGAAAGAAAACUCAAGCGCCCUUACUUCGGAUGCCCACUUUGGCAUCCAACUUUGCGGACUGUAGCUCUCUUCAAUGAUGGUUGAGAGCGUCAGAAACAGGAAAUUCAAGGGUGAGAGGAAGAAUGGCCAACAGUGAGGUCAGGAUAUUCAAUGUGGAAAAUACUGAACAUACUCAUAAGAAUGUAAGAAGAGCCCUGUUGCAUCAGCCUAAGGGGCCAGUCCAGCUGUCUGUUCACAGAGGGAAACCUGCUGUCCAAGGGAAACCCACGCACAUGGUAUGAGGAUGGCAGCACCCUCCCACUUGUGCUCCCUGCUUUUCGGUUUACAUAGGCAUACCACCUUUAAUACACAUGGCAGCAUUCAGGACUGGUAGCUCUUGCUUGCCUUCUCCUCCAGACAUUUCCGCAGGCUCCUUCUGAAGCCAACCAUAGCCAUGGCUGCAUCUCAUAGAAGCGAACUCCAUCAUUCCACUAUGCACUGUGUGGAAAAAGUCCUUCCUUUUAUCUGCCCUGUAUUUUCCACCAAUCAGCUUCAGUAUUGUGAGAGAGGGAGCUAAAAGGUAUGAGAAAGGGUUUCCCACCUCUGCAUUAAAGAAUCACUAUUUUGCAGUAGAAAUGGCAAGUUUGGGUACCCUCAUCUGGAUCAGACCCAGUGGAGGGGGGGGGGAUAGGGAGAGGCUUAAAGCCCCUCUACCCUGCAUACUGGGGUCCCCAUCAAGUUUUUUUGGGGGCAGCUCUGUGCCUACUCCAAAGUAAGAAAAAAAAUACAUCACUGCUAAAUGCAGGUCUAAAGAAACGACUGUCUUAGCCUUCAAAGGUUUACACAGAUCUAAAGGAAUGUCAGUUGUUUCGGUCCAGCCCAACCCUUUUUCUCUCUUAUUCCAUUUCACUGGUCUCUCAUUCCCACUGUAAGUUGCCUUGGUAACUUAUGCAUCAGAUAAGGCAAUGGGGGUGAUUCAUCUGUGAACAAGUGCCUUAAAGAGGCAAGCAAGCUUUGGAUAUGGCUUCUGUGCUUACUGGUGGUACGUGAUGGCUUAGUAAUGCCUUUAUGAACCAAAGUCAAUAAAGAUGCUUUCUAAAGAGGUAACUUUAUAUGGUGGACUGACUCAGUUCUGGACAGGUCCUUCUGCACCUUUAACAACUGCGCAGGUGCAAGAACAAGUGGGAUCUGCAAGAAAACGUUGAAGAUUCCAGCCACUGGUUGAAGAUUCCAGCCACUCCACUUCUUUUCCCACCCUGAAUCCUCUAUGCCCCUCAAGUGCGCUGUAGUUUCCUUGCGCUCCUUGGAGUGCGGGAGGUGCAGGUUGGCCCUGAAGGGUCCCCCAGAAGUCUCUGCAUCC